CUAACCCUCCCGUCCUCGCCGUUCGCAUUUCCUCCUCUUCCCCUUCCUCUCCGAGACUCCGACGGCGAUCGUGGUCGCCGGCGGCCGUGAUGCAGGACCCGAUCGCUUCUCAAGUCGCGGGAGGUGAAGCGAACCCUCCGUCCUUAGCCUACCUCGAGCCCUUCGCGAGACUCGUCAAACUGGUUGGGCGUGCCUUCUACGGCGAGAUUGGGUUUAAGGGUGAUGCUUUGACCACCUGCUCGGACUCGGAGAACGCUGGCAUAGCCGUGGUUAUCCUGGACGCCCUUACCAGAUACCAGUGGGUGGAAGAAGAUAUGUUGGCAAGAUCACUUAAGAUCACUAAAAAGAGAUGCCUCGCAAUCCUUCGCCACUUUGAAGCUGAGAGAUUCUUGAGAAGGAAGAAACAGUCAAUUACAGUAGACCGGGCAGUAGCAGCAGCUGUUGCUCCUGAUACAAAUACUUUCAGAUUCUAUUGCUGCUUAGAUUAUCCCAAGAUAUGUGAUAUCAUAAGGUUCAAGUUAAAUGGCAUGAAGGAAAAGCUUAAGUGUCGAUUGGGUGGUGUAAAAGAAGUCCAGGCUUUCAUAUGCCUGGACUGUCAAAGAAGGUACUCAUCAUUUGAUGUAAUGCAUCUUUCGAGCAUUGAAGACUACUUCCGAUGCGAGAAUUGCUCAGGAAAAGUACUGGAGGAAAUUGAUGUGGAAUUAAGUGAGACGGCUGGGGAUGGAAGAAAGAGAAGGAGGACUGCAGUGGUGGAUUUGCUCAGAAGAAUGGAGGUUCAGUUAGCACCCCUGGUGUCCCAGCUCGAUUCGAUACAGAAGUUGGGUAUUCCUGAGUUCCCAUAUCUGGACGUGGAUGAGAACAAUGCAGUGCAUAAUGAUCUGUCAUCGAGCAGUGCACAAGGCGCUGUCAGGUUCCUUGAGGAGACCACGGUCGAUAAAGCAGAUGCAAAAGUUACAGAGUUAAAAAUCCUGCCAGAGUGGAUGAUUAAAGAUGGCAUGAUAAGCAAAAACUCUUCAAUUGAUGACGUCUCAGUUCCCGACAAGGACAUUCAGGAAGCAUUUGCGAAAGCAUAUCGUGAGGCCGUGAACAAAGUAUUAGCUCAGAAGUAGCGAGGAUGAAUGGAUUGACAUGCAGCUGGAAAAGGGUCAAGGAUGCCUCUGUUGUUUUCAAUUGUGAAUAUUGUUGGGAAGCUGACCGACGGAUGGACAUGAAAGAACCUUUUUUUAGAUUAAUCCACUGCUUUAUUAACCAGUAGUAGACCAGUAAUAGAGUUCGUGUCUGACUGGACAGCGCCAGUCAGAAAGUCGGGAAUUACAUCAAAACGUAAAGAAAGUCUGCUACUUAACACACGUUUCGCACAAAGAUGUGCCGGCCAGUCUGCUCCCCCGAACACAUGUACUCCUUCCUGCAAGGUUUAGCUGUCUGUCAUCUUUCCAUAGCACUGUUGGCACUUGGCAGUCCACUUGCAGUUCUACCUUGCAUAACCCCGCGGCUUUGCCCUCAAGGCCUUCUCUGCAACUCUGCAAGCCAACAGCUCACUGAUGAACAUUGAAAGAGCCUGUUGACAUGAUGCCUCUGCUAUUUCAGUUUUGCUCGAUUUGCAUUUUCUGUACUUCUCAUCUGAUUCACGGAUGCAUACGGCUAAGAGUUGAAAGCUGACAUGCCCGCUGACUGAAAUGUGUAUUUACAACUGUAUUAGUGGACUGACAGAUGAUGUCCUAGCUAUACUGAUAGCUGUAUAACGAUUGACGAAUACAAAUUAAGAUGCUGGAGUGCUCCUUUUUGUUAGUCUAAGAGCUCGCUUC
Molecule: messenger RNA, 1805 nt
Organism: Lolium perenne
Lineage: Eukaryota; Viridiplantae; Streptophyta; Magnoliopsida; Poales; Poaceae
Biological process (GO): transcription initiation at RNA polymerase II promoter
Cellular component (GO): transcription factor TFIIE complex
Source: RefSeq, a predicted model, not a curated record